Molecule: messenger RNA, 1893 nt
Organism: Alternaria arborescens
Lineage: Eukaryota; Fungi; Ascomycota; Dothideomycetes; Pleosporales; Pleosporaceae
Exons: 4
Coding region: 1-1893 (630 amino acids)
Biological process (GO): regulation of DNA-templated transcription
Cellular component (GO): nucleus
Molecular function (GO): transcription cis-regulatory region binding; zinc ion binding; DNA-binding transcription factor activity, RNA polymerase II-specific
Source: RefSeq, a predicted model, not a curated record
AUGGAUUCAUCAAAUGAAGAACUAGAAGACGCAACAGUCACUUCGCAGAACACUACUCAUACACAUCAUGGAUCAUGCACAGUCUGUGCGAAGGCCAAGAGCAAAUGCAUCAGGCGCCCAGGAAACGGCGAUUGCGAGAGAUGUAUACGAUUACACAAGACCUGCCAGAUUCGGGAGCCAGUGAAGCGCAAACGACAGGCAAGAAAAACCACACGAUCUGCUCAAUUGCAAAAUCUCGAAACAAAGCUCGCAGAUAUAGCCCAGGCUUUGGCCGGUAAACAAGCACAAGAGAUGUCGGCAGGAUCGAAUUUGCGGAGUCCUAUAUCACAGCAAAUGAACGGACUAUAUCAGGAGACCGAUGAUAUAUAUCCAACACCGCUGGUCAUAACUCCAGAUACUACAAGAUCUAACGACUUUUUGGCCUCUGCUCACGACCCACCACUUGAGACAAUCCAUUUCGAACACGUACCAACAGGAAUGAAUGUGACGGAUGCCGACGUCUUGCUCGAUCGCUACCGGAGGCUUAUGGCGCCUCACAUGCCUUUUAUGGUGAUUCCGAGUGGCAUCAAUGCUUCCAACUUGGCCGGUAGCAAGCCAUUUCUCUUAAAGGCUAUCGAGACGGUAGCUUACUUUCAUGACACGGCAAUUCAACAGCCCAUGGUGAAGGAUCUCAUGCGACAAGUCUCCGAGAGGAUGUUGAUCAAAGGCGAGAAGUCGCUAGAUCUGCUUCAGGGCAUGUUAGUGUUCGGCAAUUGGUAUAACCCACAUUUAUUCGCACCACCAAGCCACACAGUACUCCUGCAUCUUACCAUGGCGCUCACCCACGAUCUGGAUAUCGACCGUGCACCAGGAUUCUGCGAAAAGGUGGCUUUGAUGGCAGCCUCACAGGCGCAUGGCGUACCACAACCGGCGAAAGUCGUAACAAAUGACGAGCGACGUGCAGUGCUUGGAACAUUCUAUCUAACUUCACAGAUUCUCACAUCGUUUCGGAAAGUCGACACUCUACACUGGUCUCCUUGGCUUACAAAGUGUUCUGAAGCACUGACGCAAGCUAAAGAAUAUGAGAGCGACAUUUUACUUGUACAAUUAGCUCAGAGCCAGCGCAUCAUGCAGGAAGCCAUGGGCACAGAAUGUGAUCAUGCGCCAGUGAGCUUUUACGCCAAGUCGUUCCUCAGCGAUGUCGAUGACAUUGAGCUAGCAUCCGCGAAUGGAAUGUCAGCGAUAGUGCUGCGUUUGCAGCAAGCUUGUACCCGGACUGCUAUCUGGGAACGCUCAUUUGGGAACUUAGCCAAUCAUACAGUCAAAGAGAAGGACCUACGGCAGAGAUUAGACGGCAUGUGGCACUGCAUGGACGCUGCGAAAAGGUACACAGAUAUAUACCUGGAGUUGCCUGUCGAACACUAUCCUCUCGUUCCUUUCGGCGUUUUCGCCCAGUUUGCGUACAUCUUCGUCGUGCUUGUCCGCGCGAGUUUGAUCGAGAUGAACGGCUGGGAUGUAGAAGCUCUGAGAUCGUUUAUUGACUUCUCGUCGUUUUUGGAAAAGGCCUCGCAACGCUACGAUGCUGUGUCGGCAUCUCGUCCUGAUGGUCUGGUCCUGAACAAUGAGGCGUUUGCGAAGUGGUCUGCUAAGACAAAGUGGGCGAAGUCAUUCUACGAUACCAAGUUCUUGCCUGUUGAUCCGAAUGCACCGACCGUCAAUCAGCCUCCGCCUGGGUGUACAACUAUUGAAGCGGACGAAACUCAGGAGUCGCGUAGAGCUCUUCCAACGCCACUGCAAGUUCCAGCAGAAUUCUCAACAGAUACUUUCGCUUUUGAGGAUUCGAUGUGGGAUAGUCUCGACAAUCCGGCAAUCUUCUUAGGAGACAUUGAUUCCGCGUUUGCCGACAUACCAUGA